Messenger RNA from Panicum hallii, 2067 nucleotides. Its product is annotated as RPM1-interacting protein 4-like. The record is from RefSeq and is a predicted model, not a curated record. NCBI's taxonomy places the organism in Eukaryota, Viridiplantae, Streptophyta, Magnoliopsida, Poales, Poaceae. Bases 1020 to 1724 code for a protein of 234 amino acids. The transcript has 4 exons.
AGCUUUGAAGGCUUCGAACUGACAAGCAACGGCGCUCCCUCCUUCGUCAACGUCUUUGUCGCCUUCUUCCUCGCUUCCUUCUCCUCCUUUUCUUCUCCCCCACAGCCUCUCCUCCCUCCCUCCCUCUGAAUUCCUCGCUCCUUCUCCCUCCCUCUCGCGCGCGCGUGUACAUACACUGAGCUUCUGAAGCUGCUAAGUCAGAAGAAAGAAUCCUCCUUUGAGCUCUUUUUUUGGCGAUUGGGUCCUUCCGGCGGUAGGAUUUGAACGUUUUCCUGGAGAAAUUAGAGUUUCUUCGAGAGGGUUUCGUGUUUUCUCUUGAGAGAUUCCUGAGAAGGAAGUCGCCUUCGAUCCAUUUUCUUGGGCACUCGGAUAGUUCCUAUCUAUAUAGCGUCAAAGAAUCCAACUUUGACUUUUCCUUGGGCGGCUUCUUCUGCUCUGCGUUGUCGACGAGACAAUUUGAUUUUUUUUAAUAUAUUGUGGUGGAGGGAGGAUUGAUGGUUGGAUGCUUUGUUUAGGUAGAGUAGUUGGAAAGGGUAGCUGAGGACACCAUCAAUCGUGGUGAUUUUGGUGCUUCUCUGAAGAGUUGGGGGUCAAAUUAGCCACCUGCAGUUCUUACUUCGUGUUUUCUUGGGAGGAUUUGGUGAAUCUCGGUGGAAGAGCAGGUCUUCCUUCACUCCUCCAUCCUCAUUUUCAUGAAUUUUGGUGAGUUGGGGUACCUUCAGUUUAUCCUAGGUACAAGAAAGGCAUAAACUUGGAAUCCUGUGAUAUUUCUUUCUUGGGAGAAUCUGGUCUUCAUUUCUGGUGAUUCCUAUUGAGUUGGUUGAGAUGAAAGGAGCACUAUGGUAACUUAUUUUUGGGGAAAGAGUACAGUCAGUACUUCUCUGCAACAAAAUUGACACUUCUGUGCUUUCCUCUGGAGGACUGUGUUCUGUUCCUCCAAGAAUUUGGGUAAAAAAAGGUGGGAGUUCUAGAAUUUCCUUUGCACAGGAGGUGCUAGAUUCCGCCUCGCAGAUUGGCUGAUGGCGCAAUCUGAAAUUCCUGCAUUUGGGGACUGGGAAACCACAGGAAACACCCCUUACACACAGAAGUUCGAGGAUGCACGGAAGAACAGGACAACAGGAAUUCCUGCUCAAGCAAAUGAUCCAAGGCGGAAUGUGGAACCUCCUCGCAAGUCACCUUUGCACCCAACAGCCUACAAAACUGAUCCUCAAGACCAAGGUCCAAGAAAUCCACCUCAUCGACCGAGACCUGAAACUGAUCACCGACGACACUCCGACCACCCUACUCACCGUGAGUCUGCUCCACGAAGACAUGCAAAUCCUCAGCGAGAACAAGGGGUUAAUGCUGCUGCACCAAGAAGCCCCUACAGAACAGCUGCUGGGUCUGCUUCACCAAUGCAGCCGAACAACCAAUCAAAGCCGAAGCACAGGUCGACAGGAAUGCAGACUCCAGAAAGGAGGGCAUCAUCAGAGGGGCAUGGCCAGCAUACUCCUGGAAGGGGCAGGAUGAAGGCAAGUGACCGAGGCUAUGAGCCUGAAGAGGAAGUGGUGGUACCACCAUUUGGUGAAUGGGAUGAUGCAAAUGCAGAAUCAGGUGAAAAGUACACUGGUAUCUUCAACAGGGUGAGGGAUGAUAGGUUAUCUCCUAACACUUCUAGGCAACCAUCUACUAUCCGUGGCGCGGAGAAUAAGGUGAAACAGAAAUGUUUUUGCUGCAUACUUUGAGAAAGAGAGGAUAGGAUCUCCAAGAGUUCUGGACAACUUCCUAUGCUGCUCCUGUGAUCAGAUCACUAUUCUUGCGACUCUUCCUUCCUGUACUAGUUUUCAUGUUUGUUGUUGGUGUGUGUUGACGCCAAAAUGGCCUUGUCGUGCUCCAUGAAGAUCAUCGGCCGAUUUUUGCGGCAACAGUGUGAUUAUGUAUCUGUAAUUGAAUUGUUCCUUUUAAGCUCUUUGCUUACAAGGAACAUACAUAUGAUACCAUUUAGAUUUGUAAAUUAUGAAGCGAGGAAUUUCCUUGCAGAUAAUAGAAGGUUUCUUGAAUUGGCUCUGGAAAUUCCAGACCCAGCUA